This is a messenger RNA of Stegastes partitus (bicolor damselfish), 2338 nucleotides long. It is a transcript of the gene snx8a, whose product is annotated as sorting nexin 8a. The coding region runs from base 299 to 1849 and encodes 516 amino acids. The transcript has 14 exons. Lineage: Eukaryota; Metazoa; Chordata; Actinopteri; Pomacentridae. Gene Ontology annotation, biological process: early endosome to Golgi transport; intracellular protein transport. The record is from RefSeq and is a predicted model, not a curated record. Gene Ontology annotation, molecular function: phosphatidylinositol binding. Gene Ontology annotation, cellular component: early endosome membrane.
GAAUAUGCCAAAUUAACUUUGUCAAGUGAAACCAGGAAACACACAGGUCUGAAUGAGAUAAUAUUUCACAGAUAAUUUAGAGAAAUGUGAACUGCAUUAGUUGAUAGACUGCUGCUAACAGACAGACGGACAGACAGACAGACAGACCGGAUCUACUGGGACUCAAACGCCAACAGCAGCGUCCAAAAACUUGUAGAUUUUUUUUUACACCAGACAGUGUCACGUCGUGCUCGUUAGGUGUCAGUGCACGUAAGAAAUCACAUGGAGGUGCUCUUGCGCUCACAUGACAGUCUGAACCAUGGCAGGAGAGAUCAAUGAAGGCUCAGUUCCUGCCUAUUACAGGGAAGUGUAUGAAGCCAUCCGCUGCAGGACUGAUGAGAGAGUGCAGGUUGACGUCUUUCACCGACUUCUCCAAAGGACUGAUCUCUCCAGGGCGGUUCUGAACCAGAUUGCUGAGCAUGUUGACUCCGCAGAUGGAUUCCUGAGCAAGUUGGCCCUCUAUAAAGCGCUCGCCCUGAUUGCUCUCGCUCAGCAAGGAAAGCAGCCGAGCCCCAAGCUCCUGGAGAACUGCAUACAAGAGUUGCCGAAACCUCUGCUCGGGGAGCCGAGGGACUUGAAUGCGCUGAGGAUGCAGCCGGCUCAGGAGGACGUGCUGAUGAUAUCGCUGACGCUGGACAGGCUUCUGGCUCGAGACACGGUCAAGGUGGAGCUCAUACCUGAGAAGAAGGGUCUGUUCCUAAAACAUGUGGAGUACCAGGUCACCAGCCAGCGUUAUAAAAUAUCAGUUUACCGACGUUACAGUGAUUUCGACGUCUUCCACGAGGUUUUGCUUCAGAAAUUUGCCUACAGAGUGGUGCCAGCAUUGCCACCUAAAAGGAUGUUAAAGGGAGUCCUGACCUCUGUCUCCGAGCGGGACUUCAUCGAGGGGAGGAGGCGCGCUCUCGGCAGAUUUAUUAACCUAGUGGCUCGGCAUCCCUUCUUCUCAGAGGACGAGCUGGUCAAGACCUUCCUCACCUUCAGCGGUUCUGAUGUUCAGACUAAGCUGCGUGACACUUACAAGAAAACUGGCGAUGAGUUCAUGACUAACAGGAUCGCCACCCUGGCUAAGGAGUAUCUGCCGGCUGACAUUCAGGCUCAGUUCUCAACAAGCAGAGAACUGAUUAGAAAUAUCCACAACAGCUUCCAAAAGCUGCGAGACAGAGCUGAGAAAAUGGCAGAGCGCUCCAAGGAGAAUGCAACUGAUCUCCUUAUGUUUGGCAGAGAGCUCAGUACGCUGGGCUCAGAUGCUUCGACUCUUCCCUCCCUGGCCUCCUCACAAAGCACCUGGGGGACCCUGCGUCAAUCUCUGAAGAGCUUGUCUGUGGAGUUUGCUGUGUUAUCAGACAAAGCCGCCCAGCAGGGCAGACGGGAAGAGGAUGAUGUUGUGGAAAAACUGAAUCUUUUCUUGGAUUUGCUGCAGUCCUACAGAGAUCUCUGUGAGCGACACGAGAAGGGCGUCCUCCACGAGCACCAGAGAGCUCUGCACAAGUACGGCAUGAUGAAGAGGCAGAUGAUGAGCGCCACUGUGCAGCCCAAAGAGCAGGGAUCUGUGGAGCAGCUGGAAUCACGGAUUGUUCAGCAAGAGAAUGCCAUCCAGACCAUGGAGCUGCGUAACUACUUCUCCCUGUUCUGCCUUCAUCAAGAGACGCAGCUUAUCUUCACCUACCUUCCAAUCACUUCCCACAUUCUCGGGGCUUUCGUUAACUCGCAGGUCCAAGGACACAAAGAGAUGGGAGAUGUGUGGAAUGAACUCCAGCCAAAGCUCGGGUGUCUCUUUGGUGGUAAUAAUGGCUUGAAGCCCCCCAUCUGAAGCCUGAAUACCCAUGAGAUGAAGAGGAGAAUCACUGCCACUGAUGAAGAUCACAAACUGAAAAAAUAAAAAGCUCUGUGAGCUAAAGCAAAAAAAAAAAAAAGCAUAAUGAACAACUUUUCCACUCUAUUACAGUGUUCAUGCGGUUCACUAAGAGAAUUUUUAAUGUUGCUUCUCAAGUUUGGGGGUUUGAUCAUCAACCAUAUCACCUGCGAGGGACACGGAGUUCAUAAAUCUGUAAAUUUACACUCUGCUUGAUGGGUAUGUGAUGUCUAUUUUAGAAUCGACUUUUGCGUCUGUCAGCAAGGCAGGAAAAUCCUAUGCUGUUGUACGAGGGAUACAAGGGUGACAGCAUAUUUAUACAUUCCAUUUGCUAAAGCACCUGUUUAUAACUUGUAAAAAAAAAAAAAAAGUUUUACACACUAAUGUAGCUGAAACAAACUGAAAGGUUAAAAAAAAGACUUUAUUAAAGGAUGGGGUUAUUUUGAA